This is a messenger RNA of Dichomitus squalens LYAD-421 SS1, 2346 nucleotides long. RefSeq lists its product as uncharacterized. Gene Ontology annotation, molecular function: zinc ion binding; GTPase activator activity. The record is from RefSeq and is a predicted model, not a curated record. Gene Ontology annotation, cellular component: COPII vesicle coat; endoplasmic reticulum exit site. The transcript has 10 exons. Bases 1 to 2292 code for a protein of 763 amino acids. NCBI's taxonomy places the organism in Eukaryota, Fungi, Basidiomycota, Agaricomycetes, Polyporales, Polyporaceae. Gene Ontology annotation, biological process: endoplasmic reticulum to Golgi vesicle-mediated transport; COPII-coated vesicle budding; intracellular protein transport.
AUGAACUUUGAGGACGUAGAAGAGCGAGAUGGCGUCCGUUUGUCGUGGAACGUCUGGCCCUCCUCCAGGAUAGAGGCAACACGCACGGUUGUCCCUAUCUCUGCUCUAUACACACCCAUCAAGGUUCGCGAAGACCUUCCGGAGAUCCUCUACGAGCCUAUUACAUGUAAGCCGCCAUGCCGCGCAGUCCUCAACCCAUACUGCCAAAUCGACAUCCGCGGCAAGCUCUGGAUAUGUCCCUUCUGCUUGCAGCGCAACGCAUUUCCCCCUCACUAUAAGGACAUCUCCAACACGAAUCUCCCCUCCGAGCUUUUGCCCAAGUUCACGACGAUCGAAUACACGCUUUCACGUGGUGCGACCGUUCCUCCCAUAUUCUUGUUCGUGGUCGAUACCUGCUUGGACGAGGAGGACUUGAAGGCUCUUCGGGAUGCGCUGGUCGUCAGCCUGAGCUUGAUUCCCCCAUACGCCCUUGUCGGCUUGAUCACCUUCGGCACAAUGACCCAAGUACACGAGCUCGGAUAUGCAGAAUGUAGCAAGUCGUACGUGUUCCGCGGUGGGAAGGAGUACUCGCCCAAGCAGAUCCAAGACAUGCUCGGCCUGAGCUCGCAAAACCGUGCUGCGCCCCGCCCUGGCCAGCCGCUCCCUGCGCAGAAUUUCGGUGCCGCACGGUUCCUUAUGCCCGCUCAGCAGUGCGAGUUCCAGUUGACGGGCAUCCUCGAGUCCCUGUCUCGUGACCCUUGGCCUGUCGCGAACGACAAGCGUCCUCUGCGCUGCACUGGUGUAGCCGUUAGCGUUGCGGUUGGUCUCCUCGAGACGACCUUCCCCAACACUGGCGCGCGCAUCAUGGUCUUCUCCGGGGGUCCUGCCACUGAGGGUCCCGGUUUGGUCGUCAGCAACGAGCUCAAGGAACCCAUUCGCUCUCACCACGACAUCGACCGCGAUAGCGCGAAGCACUUCAAGCGGGCAUCGAAGUUUUAUGAGGGCCUCGCUAAGAGGGCGUCCAACAACGGCCACGUGAUCGACUUGUUCGCGGGCUGCUUGGACCAGGUUGGUCUGCUAGAGAUGAAGUCGAUGCCAAACUCGACGAACGGUGUGAUCGUGCUGUCCGACUCGUUCGCGACGUCGAUCUUCAAGCAGAGCUUCCUGCGCAUGUUCAACAAGGAUGCUGGAGGGUUCCUAGAGAUGGGUUUCAACGCGACAUUCGACGUUCAGACGACGAAGGAGCUCAAGGUGUCCGGAAUGAUUGGCCACGGUAUCUCUGCGGCCAAGAAGUCGCCUUGCGUCGGCGAAACAGAGAUCGGCAUCGGUCAGACCUCGGCAUGGAAGAUCAAUUCGGUCGACCCUCGUACCGCUGCGGCCGUGUACUUCGAAGUGGUCACUCCGGCCGGCCAGCCCCUGCAACCCGGGUCUCGUGGACUCAUCCAAUUUGUGACGCACUACCAGCACUCGAGCGGCAAGUACCGUCUGCGGGUGACGACGAUCGCGCGUAACUUCGCGGAGGCGGGCUCGCCGAGCAUCGCCGCGUCGUUCGAUCAGGAGGCGGCGGCGGUGCUGAUGGCGCGCAUCGCCGUGUUCAAGGCGGAGAUUGACGACUCGCCCGACGUGCUGCGCUGGCUGGAUCGCAUGCUCAUCCGGCUGUGCCAGAAGUUCGCGGACUACAGGAAGGAGGAUCCGACGAGCUUUAGGCUCACGGACAACUUCAGCAUCUACCCGCAGUUCAUGUUCCACCUGCGGAGAAGUCAGUUCUUGCAGGUAUUCAACAACUCGCCUGACGAGACGGCGUUCUACCGGCAUGUGCUGAACGAGGAGGACGUGAACAACUCGCUCAUCAUGAUCCAGCCGACGCUGAUGUCGUACACGUUCGACGUGCCCCCACAACCUGUCCUGCUUGACAGCGUGUCCAUCAAGCCCGACGUCAUCCUCCUCCUCGAUACCUUCUUCCACAUCCUCAUUUUCCAUGGAGAGACGAUCGCGCAGUGGCGCAAGGCGGGCUACCAGGACCAGGAGGGCUACGAGAACUUCAAGGAGUUGCUCGAGGCCCCUGUCGCUGACGCUCAGGAUCUCCUGGCGGACCGCUUCCCGAUUCCGCGGUACAUCGUCUGCGACCAGGGUGGUUCGCAGGCCCGAUUCUUGCUGUCGAAGCUCAAUCCGUCGACGACGCAUAUGUCUGCGAGCAUGUACGGCACGCCGGCGGGGGCAGGCGCAGGGCAGGCGAUCUUCACGGACGAUGUCAGCUUACAGGUCUUCAUGGAGCAUUUGAAGCGACUGGCUGUUGGCGCGCAGACGAACUAAAAGCGUCGUACAUUAGCGGAUGUUGUGUAUUUAUGGUAUUCCUUUUUGAUGUCC